AAAACUUUAUAUCUCAUUAAAGUUCAAUCACCUGCAUUCUGCCAUUGAAUUGAUUUUAAGAGGUUGGUUUGCCUUUCCACAUUAUCAGAGGUUUUGCCCAUAAAUUUCAGUCCCCAAACUUCAUUAUAUUAUGUAAAUGUGAGUACCCAAAUGAAGAUUCACCAGCAAACUCCAAUGUUUCUUCUCGUUCUUCUUCUCCAGCUUCUUGUGAGAACCAUAUCACGCCAAAAUAUUGCUUCACAUAACUCUUCACAGUCUCUUCCUCAGCCGGUCUCAGAAGCACUUCUUUGCAGUGGAAACCAUGACUUCUUUUACCUUGUUCAACAGUGGCAGGUUUCUUUAUGCAAUGUGAAGCCUUGUCAAAAACCAGCAAGACCCAUUUUCAGCAUUUAUGGCUUCUGGCCUUCUUCUUCUUCUGGGACUCCCAACUGCAAAAUUGGAACAACUUUUGAUCCUUCAAAGAUUUUGGACCUGAAAGAGGAGUUGGAUAGAGAAUGGCCAUCUCUUGAGGAGGAGGAGAACGAAAAAGAGUGGAAGAAAGAGUGGGAAAGGCAUGGAAUUUGUUCUGAACCACUGCUCACUGAGCAUGCAUUCUUUGAAACUGCCCUCAAGCUUAAACAAACCUAUGAUCUCUUCAAUAUGCUUGCAAACAAAGCAAUAUUUCCAUUUGGAGAAGUGUAUGGCUUAGAAAACAUAAGCGAUGCCAUCAAAGCUGCGACUGGCCACACUCCACAAGUGGAAUGCGAGUCAUACAAACACAUCCCUCUGCUCUCCAACAUCUUCCUUUGUUUCCAAUACACUGCAACUUCCAUUGAUAUUAUUGACUGCCCCCUCAUAACAAGAUGCAACUUUCAAGCAAUCUUGUUCCCUUAUGAUCUGUUUGGACCUUCUUAGAACUUUAAACCCACUCUGUAAUGGCAGCAAAAACAACCCCCCAAUUUUGUUUUCUCCCCUUGUGAACUUUGUUGUUGUUGUU
This is a messenger RNA of Momordica charantia (bitter melon), 976 nucleotides long. Its product is annotated as ribonuclease 1. Lineage: Eukaryota; Viridiplantae; Streptophyta; Magnoliopsida; Cucurbitales; Cucurbitaceae. Gene Ontology annotation, biological process: RNA catabolic process. Gene Ontology annotation, molecular function: ribonuclease T2 activity; RNA binding. The record is from RefSeq and is a predicted model, not a curated record. Gene Ontology annotation, cellular component: extracellular region.